This is a messenger RNA of Syzygium oleosum, 1117 nucleotides long. RefSeq lists its product as uncharacterized. Bases 85 to 861 code for a protein of 258 amino acids. Lineage: Eukaryota; Viridiplantae; Streptophyta; Magnoliopsida; Myrtales; Myrtaceae. The record is from RefSeq and is a predicted model, not a curated record. The transcript has 6 exons.
AGUCUCUGCAGUGCAGGGUCUUCGUUCGUAACCGUCCGUCCGUCCGUGAGUGGCUGGCUGGCUGGCUGGUGAGCUCGAGGGAGAAUGUCGCUGCGAUUGCCGCCGGCCAGUUGCCGAUUGCUCGCGUACGCAUCAUCUUCUGUUAGAAGAUCGAAGAAGCCGAAGCGCCACUUCGCCUCCCGUUUCUCCUCUCCCUUGUCUUCCCUGCGAAACGCCAACGCUUCCGUCUCCACCGAUUUCCCUAUUCCCGGACUCGAAGAUGAAAUGGUUGGAUACAUAUUUGGGAGGAGGAAGGCCACUGAUGUAGCUCACUCAGUCUGGAAACACGUGGUUCGAGAAGGCGACACCGUCGUCGAUGCCACGUGCGGCAAUGGUCAUGAUACCUUGGCACUAGUCAAACUGGUUGCGGGUGAGUCGGCUAGGGGCCGUGUUUAUGGAAUGGACAUCCAGGAAGAUGCUUUACAGAGUACCUCUUGCUUCCUGGGACAAUCUCUCGGCACCCAAGAGAUGGAGCUUGUGAAGCUUUUCCCUAUGUGUCAUAGCAAGAUGGCGGAAAUUGUCCCUGAGGAUGCCUUGGUGAGGCUUGUGGCAUUCAAUUUGGGCUAUCUUCCUGGAGGUGAUAAAGCAAUAACCACUAGAUCAGAAACAACACUACUAGCAUUGGAAGCCGCAGGGAGUAUUAUAGAACCUGGAGGGCUAAUCAGCACCGUGGUCUAUGUGGGACAUCCUAAUGGAAGGGAAGAGUUUAAAACUGUACAAGCAUUUGCUUCUGGGCUGUCAACGGAGAAUUGGGUCUGCUGUAAGCUACAGAUGUUGAAUCGACCGUUGGCUCCGGUUCUCAUUUUCAUGUAUAAAAGAUAAUCAUGGAUCAUCGGUUUGCUUUUAAGUUCCUGGGAUUUCAUCCUGCUUCGAGAGAGGAAUGUCCUUUUUGCACUUUUCCGCAAGUCAUAUUUGGUUCACUCAGUUUUUUUUUUUUCCCUUUUUUCCUUCUUUUGAGGUCCCUGUCUUUGUCCCUUUCUUGGUAAUUUUGCAAUGGAAGUGUUCCCGGCAUAUCCUGCCUGAAAUAAAUGUAAAAAUAGUCCAAUUGAUCUCUACAACUUGGGCAAGACAUUUGCAA